ACAAGGAAGUGCCUAUUCUUGACAAAGUAGUCAGGGAAGGCCUCUUGGAGGUGGAGACAUUUGAGCAGAGACCUAAAAACUAUGCUUGAGCUAGAAAGCCACACGGCUGUGUCAUGACCCCCAAAUUGGUUUUGAGGCAUAUGUUCUUUGUGACACGAGUUGGAGCUGGCAGGAGACCUUUUGUUGUGUGUCUUCUGAUGUAUUUAAUGUGGGCUUCGGCCAUUCUGAGGAUGAGAUGCUGAAGCCCUGUUUCUAUUUCUGACACAGAGCUGGGAGUUUGGGAUCCCACUGUGCAGGGAGCUGGCGUGUCAGUACGAGAGCCUCUAUGAUUACCAGAGCCUCAGCUGGAUUCGGAAAAUGGAGGCCAGCUACUAUGACAACAUUAUGGAGCAGCAACGCCUGGAGCCUGAGUUCUUUCGGGUCGGCUUCUAUGGCAGGAAGUUUCCUUUCUUUCUUCGGAACAAAGAAUACGUAUGCCGUGGCCAUGACUACGAGAGGCUGGAGGCCUUCCAGCAGAGGAUGCUCAGUGAGUUCCCGCAGGCUGUCGCCAUGCAGCACCCCAACCAUCCUGAUGAUGCCAUCCUACAGUGCGAUGCCCAGUACUUGCAGAUCUAUGCAGUGACACCCAUUCCAGAUUAUGUGGAUGUUCUGCAGAUGGAUAGGGUACCAGAUCGCGUCAAGAGCUUCUAUCGUGUCAACAAUGUGAGGAAGUUCCGGUACGACAGGCCUUUUCACAAAGGCCCCAAGGACAAGGAGAAUGAAUUCAAGAGCCUAUGGAUUGAACGUACCACACUGACCCUGACCCACAGCUUGCCUGGCAUCUCUCGGUGGUUUGAAGUGGAGAGAAGGGAACUGGUGGAGGUGAGCCCUCUGGAGAAUGCCAUCCAAGUGGUUGAGAAUAAGAACCAGGAGCUACGCUCCCUGAUCAGCCAGUAUCAACACAAGCAGGUGCAUGGCAACAUCAACCUGCUAAGCAUGUGCCUGAAUGGUGUCAUUGAUGCAGCUGUCAAUGGAGGCAUUGCACGCUAUCAGGAGGCCUUCUUUGAUAAAGAUUACAUCAACAAGCACCCAGGAGAUGCUGAGAAGAUCACCCAGCUCAAGGAGCUUAUGCAGGAGCAGGUUCAUGUCCUUGGAGUUGGGCUAGCAGUUCAUGAGAAGUUUGUGCACCCAGAAAUGCGACCUCUGCAUAAGAAGCUAAUUGAUCAGUUCCAGAUGAUGCGGGCCAGUCUCUACCAUGUAAGUUAAUCCCUGUCCUGCCCCUGCUGCAGUAGAACCAGGUGUCACUUUCUCCAGACCUAUAUACCACAAGCCAAAGGAAAAUAGGAGGGAGAGAGCCUGGGUGGGGGCCGGGUCAGGGAGAGAGGCUGUCCUCCCCACAGAGGGACAGGGGGCAAGGAUGGAUGCUAUAUCCAGGGGAAGGAUGCUAAGGAUCCUCUCACUCACUCACUCACUCCCAAAGGAGGAGCCAGAUUCAAGGGCAGAGAACAUGUUUCAGAGCACAGGUUUUCAUAUGUGGAGGAAAAGAGCCAAAGUAUAUGGCCCACAUGUAGGGAUCUUUUUGGAGAUGUUUUUCAUCUCAAGAACCUAAAGAGGUAGGCAUGGCCUGAGCCAGCCUUCUCUCCCCAUCUCCCUCCUCCUCCUCUUCUCUUUCUCUGCCCUUCUUCAUUCUUCUCCCUCUAAUCGUUCUCUUUUCCCUCUUUUUACUCUUCCCCCAACUCCCUUUUCUCCCUCUUUCCCUCCCUCCCUCUUCUUCCCAGCUUCCUGUAUCAUGUCUGGUGAUCCAAACUCACAUCUGAGAUAGUCUAGGAUGAGCAGUACUUUGAUGCUAGCGGUUCUUAAAGGGGUCAGCCAGGUCCUGGGGCUGGACCAGGCUCCUGAAAGUCUCCCUAACUCUGGCCCAGCUCUUCAGCCUCCACAGUAGCAUUUGGCCCAAGGACUUAAACACACAAACAGGACUUAUAUUCCAGGACCAGUAUUCCUUGGCAGGGUCUUAGAGGAAGUGCUGACUGGCUGAGGAUAGAGCCCCCUAGUCACAUACCCAAACCUCAUUUUCAACUGUGGGGCCGACUCCAAAUGUUUUCUAGAGAUCCCUUCCUGCUAAACAGGCUGUCUCCCAGAUCUUAAGGGGUAUGAGCCCAAUUACCUGCUGCUACCUGGCACCCAAGCCAAGUUCUCUUCUCAUCACCCAGGACCACUGGGUAGUGGCAGGUCGACAAGAAGUAGAGCUGUUUGAGCUGCACGAGGUUGUCAUGAGCAAAAAACAUCCCCCUCUAGGGAUACCCAUGGCCACAGGAGCCCUGAGGGAGGCUGAACUACUUAAACACAGUGGGCCUGACCCAUUUGGGGCGGACCUGCUUUGUUCGUGGAUGCUGCAGGUUCUGGUCAUCUCCGUCCCUCCAGGCUCCCAGUGCAGGUCUCAGCCUGUGUGGACAAGUGUGGAUAACAUGAAAAGAGAAAAAGAAGCUUGUUGUAGUUUGAGGGG
Chlorocebus sabaeus (green monkey) is the source of this 2482-nucleotide messenger RNA. The record is from RefSeq and is a predicted model, not a curated record. NCBI's taxonomy places the organism in Eukaryota, Metazoa, Chordata, Mammalia, Primates, Cercopithecidae.